Messenger RNA from Dentiscutata erythropus, 130 nucleotides. The record is from the annotation of a GenBank genome assembly. NCBI's taxonomy places the organism in Eukaryota, Fungi, Glomeromycota, Glomeromycetes, Diversisporales, Gigasporaceae.
AAAAAUAUCCAAUGGAAGGAAUCGAUAACAAACCAAUACCACCAUAUCACAAACUUAAAGAAAUCUUUGAAGACGAAUCAAAAUGCAUAGAAUAUUUAAUGGCUAAAGAAAUAAUACCACAAGAACUUAA